Molecule: messenger RNA, 1062 nt
Organism: Haliotis rubra (blacklip abalone)
Lineage: Eukaryota; Metazoa; Mollusca; Gastropoda; Lepetellida; Haliotidae
Exons: 10
Biological process (GO): N-acylphosphatidylethanolamine metabolic process
Cellular component (GO): cytoplasm
Molecular function (GO): A2-type glycerophospholipase activity; glycerophospholipid phospholipase A1 activity
Source: RefSeq, a predicted model, not a curated record
UAUCGUGAUUCAAACCAAGACAAAAUACAGGAAGGUGACAUAUUAAAGUUCCACAGACGAAUUAUUUGUCAUUUUGCUGUAUACACAGGUGACGGAAUGGUGGUACACCAGACAAAGAAUAAAGGAGUUCUGAAACAGCGACUCAGCGAUGUGAUUCAGCAGUGCAGGUUCUACAUUGAUAACAGCCUGGAUUCGGAGAUCACCCCCCAAAGUAAGUCUCAGAUUGUGAAGGAUGCACGCAGCCAACUGGGGAGACAAGAGCAUGACAUCUUCACAAGAAACUGCGAACAUUUUGCAAACUGGUGUAGAUAUGAAGACUGCCAACAGGGCCAAGAACAAGGCAUUGAGACAGAAAGGACUACACUGCAGGAGGCUUCCCGUCCGAGAGUAGAGACAGCUAUAGGUGAACACAGUAACGUAUCAGCUGUUUCUGCACCACCCGCCACCGACGACUCUUUCAAUCAUAAGCCAUCUGCAACUGGUGCGAACGACAAUAGACACCCUCCUACUGAAGAAGGUGUACGGGGCCAAGAACAAGGCAUUGAGACAGAAAGGACUACACUGCAGGAGGCUUCCCGUCCGAGAGUAGAGACAGCUAUAGGUGAACACAGUAACGUAUCAGCUGUUUCUGCACCACCCGCCACCGACGACUCUUCCAAUCAUAAGCCAUCUGCAACUGGUGCGAACGACAAUAGACACCCUCCUACUGAAGAAGGUGUACGGGUUGUUUAUCGUGAUUCAAAACAAGACGAAAUCAAGGAAGGUGACAUAUUAAAGUUCUACAGAAGACUUUUUUGUCAUUUUGCUAUAUACACAGGUGACGGAAUGGUGAUACACCGGACAAAGGAUAAAGAAGUUGUGGGAGAAAAAUUGAGUGAUGUGAUUCAGCAGUGCAGUUUCUACAUUGAUAACAGACGGGAUAAGGAAAUGAGACCCAAAAGUAAGUCUCGGAUUGUGAAGAAUGCACGCAGCCGACUGGGGGAGAAAGAUUAUGAACCCUUCACAAAUAACUGCGACCAUUUUGCAACCUGGUGUAGAUAUGGGAAGGCCGGGGGCAUACAG